UUCAAAUCCCAUUGUCCAUCUCUCACUCUCUCUAAAACUCUGAGUUUCUCUCUAACCUUUUCUCGCUUUAUACUGCUAGUUCUUUGAAAGAGAGAGUGAAAACAACAAGAAUGGCUUACUCUAGCGCUGUGUUGGUGUUGAUGUUCGCCAUGGUGGUCGGAUCUGUAUUCGCUCAGGCUCCGGGAGCAUCACCGGCGAAGUCUCCGGUAGCAUCGCCUCCGAAGGCGGUGGCGACUCCUUCUCCAACUCCGUCUCCAUCCACGAAGCCACCAACCACCGCUCCUACUUCCGCCCCUACCACCGCACCACCGACCUCUUCUCCAGUUGCUUCUCCCCCUGCUCCUCCCACCGCAGCUCCCUCCGGCGUUCCUCCUUCCACGAUCCCUGCCCCUGGCCAAUCUCCUUCGUCCACUCCUUCUAACACCGCCGCUUUGAACAGAGUCACUGUCGCCGGUUCCGUUGCGGUAGUUUUCUUUGCCGCGACGUUGUUGAUUUAGAUCUGAUCUGGAGUUACCUCGCUUCGCCAGAGUUGAACAUUUAUUGUUUAUUUAGUAGAUUUUAUAUGUUUAAUUUUAUUUUUUUCACUCGACUUUGCGAUGGCGGUUGAUACUGUUUGUUAUUUGAUAUUAAUGGAUUCUUUCGUAUUAUUUAUUUAUUCUUACGAAUUCUGGA
This is a messenger RNA of Camellia sinensis, 672 nucleotides long. The record is from RefSeq and is a predicted model, not a curated record. Lineage: Eukaryota; Viridiplantae; Streptophyta; Magnoliopsida; Ericales; Theaceae.